Molecule: messenger RNA, 378 nt
Organism: Papaver somniferum (opium poppy)
Lineage: Eukaryota; Viridiplantae; Streptophyta; Magnoliopsida; Ranunculales; Papaveraceae
Exons: 1
Coding region: 1-378 (125 amino acids)
Source: RefSeq, a predicted model, not a curated record
AUGAAUGAUGAACAAAAGGUACAUCUGGCUACUCUUUAUUUGGAUGGAAACACUGAUGUCUGGUUUCAGGACUAUCAGGAAGGUAAAGGCUCUCUUUAUUGGGAAGAUUUUAUUAUAGAUGUUUGUACUAGAUUUCAGGAAUUAGGUCAUGAUAAUGUUGUAGGAGAGUUUAAAAAACUUGAUAAUGUUAACACAGUUUUAGAGUAUCAAGAACAAUUUGAAGAAUUAAAAGCUUUAAUGUUAGCUAAGAAUCCAUCUCUGACUGAAGAGUAUUUCAUUCAUAGCUUUAUUAGUGGCCUUAAAGAAGAUAUACGGAUGGUAGUUCAAAUGUUCACUCCUAACACAUUACAGCAAGUUAUUUUCCUAGCUAGGAGAUAG